Messenger RNA from Athalia rosae (coleseed sawfly), 1273 nucleotides. RefSeq names its product peroxisomal biogenesis factor 3 (gene Pex3). The transcript has a single exon. Bases 22 to 1164 code for a protein of 380 amino acids. Gene Ontology annotation, cellular component: peroxisomal membrane. Gene Ontology annotation, biological process: protein import into peroxisome membrane. Lineage: Eukaryota; Metazoa; Arthropoda; Insecta; Hymenoptera; Athaliidae. Gene Ontology annotation, molecular function: protein-macromolecule adaptor activity. The record is from RefSeq and is a predicted model, not a curated record.
UUUACAAUUUACACAAGUAAAAUGUUUUCACGCAUGAGAGAUUUUUUGUAUCGACACAGACGCAAAUUUGUUGUCAGUGGUGUUUUGGUUGGGGGUGUAAUUUUUGCAACUAGGUAUACACAGCGUAAGCUCAGAGAAUGGCAGGAAAGUGAGACCCGAGCAUUUAUUGAACGAACAAGACGACAACAGCACUUUGAGAGUACAGAGCGAACCUGCAAUCAAACGAUACUCUCUCUUGCCAAUGGACUUAGAGACACGAUAACCAGCACUCUGGACACAGAGGCAAUAGUGGAGAAACUUCGAUUGGGAUCAGGUGACAAAAUAAGUCUUUGGAACGAGCUGAAAGUCCUUGCACUUGCCAGAUCAGCUGCCUUGAUUUAUGCUAGUACAAUACUGGUUGUCACUUUAAGAAUUCAACUUAAUGUGAUGGGUGGCUACAUGUUCCGGGACUCUAAAAAUCCUGGUCAACAGGUUGAGAUUGACGGACCUAUGCAGGAAAAGUAUCUAUCGAUAUGCGAGUACUUUAUGAGUGAAGGCGCAGUUAAACUGAGUCAAUUCAUUAAAGGAAAGGUGGAGGAGACUGCUGCUUCUAUAACUCUAGCUCAAAAGCUAAGUUUGAGGGAUGUCGAGCAAAUUUACUUGGGAAUAACUUCCUCCAUUUCUGCAGACAGUAACAAAGACCCUAUAAAGAAUUUAUCUUCUUACGUUCUUCUGCCAAAUUGUGAAGCAGUAUCCGAUAAAACCCUGUCUAAGAUCAUAGCUGAGACGUUGGACCUCAUGGAAAGUGAAGAAAUUCAAUCUCUCGUUCGUUCUAGCAUCAGGACUGGCUUUGUCAUGAUGGUUGAUCACGUCUCUGAGUAUUUCUUUGACUCCUCAUUUCCUGGCGUAAUGGAACAACCCACCCCUGUCCCGGGUCCGUCAUCCCAGAGCAAUUCCACAUGGACCAACGCGACUGAGAAACCCUUACAAGUCGCUCAGACAAACGGGUUCCUUAAUGUUAACAAAAUGUCCAUGCCGAUGGCAAAACUUAUCCCUAUCGUGAAUGGACAAGUGCCUGCAGUGCCCAGAACAGGUGACAGUCCUUCCGUGUGGGUCAAACAAUUGAUUCUAAAUGAUCAACUUAAAAGUUUUGGAGCUAAUGUCUACGAGGCAUUCAGUUUCUGAUGAUUAUAAUGAAGGUCUAUGGGAAUUCAGGAGUUGUUCAACAAUGUGAGAUGAUAUAGAUGAACGGCGGUGUAAGUGAAGUUGGUUGAAUAAAUUUUGUUACUCUAAA